Molecule: messenger RNA, 2747 nt
Organism: Enhydra lutris kenyoni (northern sea otter)
Lineage: Eukaryota; Metazoa; Chordata; Mammalia; Carnivora; Mustelidae
Product: solute carrier family 37 member 1
Exons: 20
Coding region: 1059-2690 (543 amino acids)
Biological process (GO): phosphate ion transmembrane transport; glucose-6-phosphate transport
Cellular component (GO): endoplasmic reticulum membrane
Molecular function (GO): glucose 6-phosphate:phosphate antiporter activity
Source: RefSeq, a predicted model, not a curated record
CCCGCCGCGGCCCGGGCCCCGGCGCCCCGCCGGCGGCAGGAAAGUGAAAGGGGCGGCGGGGCCGGCGGGGCCUCCGCGCGCCGCCCCAGGAAGUCGCCAGCAGGAAGCGCCCGCGGCGGCCGGCUCGGGCCGCGGCGCAGGUGAGGCGCGGGGACAGGGACAGGGCGGGGAGAGCGACGCGGGGACGCUCUGCACCCGCCGGGCCGCCGGCCUACCGGUCUCCGGGUUUGCGGCCGUGCAGCACCUGCCGCGGCGGCGCCGGCCCCUGCGUUCCGGCCGUCUCCCGCCCCGCCGGCCUUUGUGCUUGGCCUUGGCCUGAGCCGGGAGUCUCGACUCCUGCCUUGCCUCGGAAGAGACCGGAGCGGCCCGGGGAAUCCCGGGCAAGGGGAAUCGGGCGAGCCGAGCAGUCCCGCGGGCGCCCCUCCUCACCCUGCCCCGGUCGCGGUGACAGCGGGGGUCCGGGGACCCCGCGGGAGGAGCCCCGCGCAUUGGCCGCCGCGCCGGGGACGUGGGCGUGUCACCGAGUCCGCCUCUCCCGGGGACCCGCCGCCGGGGAGGAGCCGGCGCUGAAAGGCGUCGGGGAGGCUCGGGGAGCUGGCGCUCUGGGCCUCUGGGCUGUUUGUCUGCUGAGCAGCUGGUUCCCGGAGCCCGUGAGCCUCCCAGCCAACACAGUGACAGCGUCCUGUGGAUCGAUUGGAAAGCGCCCGACAGCCCCCCACCUGUCGACCUGCGGCCUUCGGGCUCUUUUUUGCCUCUCCCCGACCUUCUGGUGCUCCCCACCCUCCAGCCACGCAGCCGCUUCUGGCGACCCGGUGACUCCGAGGGACCGUCCGGAUUUGCAUUUGAACGGAGGACACUGGAAAGCCCUUUUUCCAGCCCCAGAGAGCCGAGCCUCUGCCUGAAGGAAGAGGGCAAGCAAGACCCAGCAGGACACCUCAAGGCACCUUCCGGUCGGCGGGAGCUGCAGGGGCCAGAGAGAAAUACUGGAGCCCGGGUUGAUAACCCACGCAUGAAGCCUCUUCUCUUGUGACCAGAGCCCCGUGGUCAGUGCGGCGUAAAUGGCUCCCCUGCCCCCAGGCAUUCGCUUCAUCGUCUCAUUCUCCCGGGAUCAGUGGUACAGAGCCUUCAUUUUUAUUUUGACAUUUUUGCUGUAUGCAAGCUUCCACUUAUCCCGAAAGCCUAUCAGCAUAGUUAAGGGCGAGCUGCACAGAUACUGCGCUACCCUGCACGAGGGGCAAGUCCAGUUCAACAGCUGGAACCAGAAAGCCAGUGGCGCGCCCCACCGCCAGUCAGCAGACAACGAGACGGACUGUAGCUGGGCCCCGUUUGACCAGGACAACUACCAGCAGCUGCUCGGGGCCCUGGAUUACUCGUUUCUAUGCGCCUAUGCCAUUGGCAUGUACCUGAGCGGCAUCAUAGGGGAGCGCCUGCCCAUUCGGUACUACCUCACGUUUGGGAUGCUGGCUAGUGGCGCUUUCACCGCCCUCUUCGGGUUAGGCUAUUUCUACAACAUCCACAGUUUGGGAUUCUACGUGGUAACUCAGAUCAUCAACGGACUGGUGCAGACCACCGGCUGGCCCAGCGUCGUCACCUGCCUCGGCAACUGGUUUGGGAAAGGAAGGCGGGGCUUGAUCAUGGGGGUCUGGAAUUCGCACACCUCCGUGGGCAACAUCUUGGGAUCCUUGAUUGCUGGCUACUGGGUGUCCACGUGCUGGGGCCUGUCCUUCAUCGUCCCCGGGGCCAUCGUGGCAGCCAUGGGCAUAGUGUGCUUUCUCUUUCUCAUCGAGCAUCCGAAGGACAUCGCCUGCUUCUCGUUCCUGGCGGCGCCGAAGGGCUGUGAGAACGGCACGCAUAGGUUCCGGCUGCAGAAGCAGAUCUUCACGGACGACAAGAACAAGCUCCCGGUGAGUCGGACCCGCCUCCGCUGCUUCGCAGAGGACCCCGAGUUGCAGUGCUUGCUGCCGUCCGACGGGAAGCACCCCGUUCAUCAGAGCCACGUCGUGGUCCUCCCAGCCGACGGCGGAGGCAACAUGGCCGCCAUCAGCUUCACCGGGGCCUUGAGGAUCCCGGGUGUGAUCGAGUUCUCUCUGUGCUUGCUGUUCGCGAAGUUGGUCAGCUAUACGUUCCUCUUCUGGCUUCCUCUGUACAUCACAAACGUGGAUCACCUGGACGCCCGACAAGCCGGGGAGCUCUCCACCCUGUUUGAUGUGGGCGGGAUCUUUGGUGGGAUCUUGGCAGGUGUGAUCUCAGACCGACUAGAGAAAAGGGCGUCCACCUGUGGCCUGAUGCUGCUGCUGGCGGCCCCGACGCUCUACACGUUCUCCACCAUCAGCAAAAUGGGCCUGGAAGCCACUGUCGCCAUGCUGCUCCUGAGUGGGGCCCUGGUCAGCGGGCCGUACGCCCUGAUCACGACCGCCGUCUCCGCCGACCUGGGCACACACAAAAGUCUCAAGGGAAACUCGCACGCCCUCGCCACUGUGACUGCCAUCAUCGACGGGACUGGCUCUGUAGGAGCGGCCCUGGGCCCUCUGCUGGCCGGGCUCCUGUCCCCGUCUGGGUGGAACAACGUGUUCUACAUGCUGAUGUUCGCGGACGCCUGCGCCUUACUGUUCCUGAUCCGCCUCAUUCACAAGGAGCUGAGCUGCCCGGGGUCUGCGGCUGGGGACCAAGUUCUGUUCAAGGAACACUGACCCCUCGAGUCCCCUGGAGGGAGGCUGGGCCUGUCCUUCACACACUGUCAAGGAAAA